AGAGCAACAUCAAAUUCUAACAUCAUAUUUGUGUGUAUGCAAACUUUGAUCAAAUACUUUCUGUUUACUCAUGAACAGACAUGCCUGUGGUGAAGCCUUCAUGCUUCUUCCUCUUUAAAACCAGAUGGGUUGGUCACACAAACAUAGUCUGAUUUUACGUCACACAAAGGAAACUAGAUCUGUUGAGUCAAGGGGAAGGGCUUAACUUUUCUGUCAGUUUCAUUUACUUGGAAGCUACGAUGGAUCCUGAGGAGCAACGGAGAGCGCAAUUUCAGGCCAACAUAAGAGCAGAGUUCAAAAGAAAUGCUUUCCUACUUAUUAAUGAAAUGGUGGAAAUGGCUUCACACAAUCAAGACACUUCACAACUAGUGGAUGAGAUUCUUCAUAGCAUCUUCUUUUUGGGGGAAAUUAACCGUCCAAAGAUUUCUCCCAGAGAAAUUUUUGAUGCUGAUGUUGACAUGGUUGAUGACUUACAGAAAAAGUAUCCGGAGCCUUUCACACGUUAUUCCUCUCGUCUACCAAGACGGAGUCCAUUUUCAUGUGUGCUGGACAUGGUUGUUCAUCUGAAAGGUCAAGAACAUGAGGAUGAUAUUAGAGAAACCCUGCAGAAACUCGUCCAAGAGUUGAAGCCGAGGCGCAGACGUCGCAAACCGAUGUUGUGUUCCUCUUCAAUCUGCAUCUCUGCUGGCAAAAGAACAAAUUCAGUGAGACACUAUGGAGUCUCCAUGUCCACCACUGAUUCUAAUAGCAAAAUCAUGAUUGCUGCAUCCUGCCUUAGCUUCUGGGAGGCACAUGUAGCUCAUGCAGUGAGCUCAUGCUACUAUCCUGUAGAAAAUAGUACAGCAGACUUUGAUGUAACCAUCCAACUUUCAGAUGUCAUAUGUAAAGCCUUUGACCUUAUAAGCAGAGGAGAAAAAAGUCCCUGCCUUUUUUGUAGAAAUAUGUUUGGCUUGACCUCAGAUACACAGGACUUACAGACACCGAAAUGGCCUUAUGGCAACUGCGCCGAAGCUGAAAGUUUGAGUAACUUGCUUAGAGAGGAAGAAGUUAGAAUACAAAGAAAUGGAAACUGGACAGAAGAAAACCAGGAAAGGGUUAAAAAUGGUGUUAGGAAUGAGCUUGGAAGACAACUGAACCACCUUCACUUUGAAUGGGACAACCAGUUCUACAAAGAGCAAUAGCUGAAAAUGAUGGUGAGGAAGAACCUCUGCCGGAAUAGGCUUUUACAAGACGAAGAGCAGAUAUUAACAAUGACUCAACUGUAAAGUCGCAAACAUCUGAGAGAGGUCAACAGUUGGGAACGGGAAAUCAUUUUUAAUCUUUUCUGCAAAUUGCAAAGCAUAAAAUCUUUGGGGAAAAACAAUUAUUGUGGUUAAAAAUGUCAUUUAGUGUGCCUUCCAUGCUGUUGGAAUAAUUUUAAGCUUUAUUAUCAUUUAUUUGUUUUACAUUGUCUUAUUUUAUCAUCUUUUUAUUUACCUUUGUAUUUACAUUUUAAUGGUGCGCUUUAAGUGUUUUGAAGUGUUUGCAGAAAAGGAAGCUGUGAGAAGCAGCCUGCUGAGGAGUGAAAAAGAGGGUGCGAUGAACGAGACGUUCCAGAGCUCAUUAUCCAGAGGAACUGCAAACUGAUAUUCUUAUCUUAUGAAAUAUGCUUUUGAAGGUUGUAUAGUUAAGUUCUGUGCAUUUGAGUGUGCAGCUGUGCUUUGCUCCCCAUACCUUUAGAGCUGCAUGCUGUGAUGUAACGAGGGCGUUCCUAAUUAUAAUAAAAGCAGGAAGGGGGCUCAGUUGAAGCUUCAGAACAUAGGCCAAAAUCUGUAACUGGGUUUUGACUGUGUCCUCCCUGCAGGUAAAACCAAA
This is a messenger RNA of Xiphophorus hellerii (green swordtail), 1854 nucleotides long. RefSeq lists its product as uncharacterized. The record is from RefSeq and is a predicted model, not a curated record. Bases 240 to 1181 code for a protein of 313 amino acids. The transcript has 5 exons. NCBI's taxonomy places the organism in Eukaryota, Metazoa, Chordata, Actinopteri, Cyprinodontiformes, Poeciliidae.